This is a messenger RNA of Rhincodon typus (whale shark), 12047 nucleotides long. Its product is annotated as collagen alpha-3(VI) chain-like. The transcript is spliced from 49 exons. Gene Ontology annotation, molecular function: serine-type endopeptidase inhibitor activity. Lineage: Eukaryota; Metazoa; Chordata; Chondrichthyes; Orectolobiformes; Rhincodontidae. Bases 556 to 11070 code for a protein of 3504 amino acids. The record is from RefSeq and is a predicted model, not a curated record.
AAUAAGAAUUCAUACUGCAAAUUUGCACACAUUUGGCCAAUGGAAUCCUGGGCGUCUCCAAUGGAGCGGUUUUUCCAGCUUAUUUUACUCAUUAGAAUCUAAAGUCGCCGAAGAGCGAGGGACGUUGAGGUUGAGUCAGGGGAAAGGAAGCAAAGGAGGUUUGGAGAGGCGCCCAGUGAGCUCAGCAGGUUGACAUUUUGAGGCUCUUCUCGGGUCUGCUUUUAAUUUAUAAAUCUGGUGGAGUCGCGGGCGUGUCUCUCCGAGGAUCGAGGUGGGGGUGUCCAGUUCUGAUCGGAGCCCUCCAACGAGUCAGCUCUGAGCCAGGGCUCACUCUGCAGGUACAGUCACAGAGAUCCCAUUGCAAGCCUCCCAAGCCCGCUUUCUCCCCCGCCUCACCUACACCCAAGGCUGCAGCAACCGCGCUGGGAAAUCAGGAAGCUGCAGGAAGACGCUCAGCUUUGCCCCUGAAAUGCCCAGAGAGUGACAACUGAGCAACGCAUCGGACUCUCCCGCCCGGCAAAUUGAGGGUCACACACCCACCACCUAGUUGCAAAAAUGGCUCAACUGCGUGGUUUGUUAUUGUUCACACUCUUCAGCCUAACCUCUUUCACUCAAGCACAACAGGAUGACAGAACAGUUGCUGCUGACAUAGUCUUUCUAGUGGAUACCUCCUGGAGCAUCGGCCAGGAAAAUUUCCAAUAUGUGCGAGAGUUUCUAUUCAGGGUUAUAAAGGCUUUUGAGAUUGGAGAAAACAGAUUCCGUUUUGGCCUGGUGCAGUACAGCGAGAAGCCACAAACAGAGUUCCAUUUUAACACAUAUUUUACGAAGCAGGACAUCUUAUUUCAUAUAUGGAACAUGUCAUAUAAGGGGGGAGGCACAAAAACUGGACUAGCGCUAGAAUAUCUAAUGAAGGAUCAGCUCAAUAAAGCCAACGGGAGUAGAGCGGAACAAGGAGUGCCGCAGAUUAUUAUAGUGUUAACAGACGGACGAUCUCAGGAUGAUGUAAUCCCUCCGUCUGCUUCCCUUAAGUCAGCUGAAGUUAAAAUUUAUGCUAUUGGAGUUCACCAAGCGGUUGAAUGGGAGUUAAAGGAGAUUGCGAGUGAACCUCAUGAGAGGUUUGUUUAUCACCUCGAUGACUUUGCCGCACUUAAAGGCAUUGUAAACGACUUAGUGGCAAGUGUACACACGGCUGCAGCGCACCCAUUAUCUGAUGGGAUAAUAAAAGACACCACAGCGCAAGAAGCGGCUGACCUCAUUUUCUUAAUUGAUGGAUCAGUCAACGUUGGAAGUGGCAAUUUUCAAUAUAUACGCGAUUUUAUCGUAAAUUUCAUCGACAAUCUCGAGAUCGGCCCUGACAGAAUCCAAAUCGGUGUGGUACAAUACAGCGAUGAGCCCAGCACAGAGUUUUAUUUUAAUACAUAUUCCACGAAAACAGAGGUCCUGGAUGCUGUGAAGCAACUUCAACCAAAAGGCGGUGAUGAAAUAAAUACUGGUGAAGCCGUGCAAUUUGUAAUCGACAAUCACUUUAUUUCAUCAGCCGGCAGCAGGGUAUCAGAAGGGGUUCCACAGGCAGUAAUAAUUAUCACUUCUAGUGAGUCCAGUGAUGAUACAAAUCAGGCACAACUAUUACUAAGAAAAGGUAGUAUAUACACAUUUUCUAUUGGAGGUCGGGAUGCCGACUCUAAUGAACUCGUACAGCUUGCAACUGACGCAUCCUUUUCUUCCAUGGUGUCGGAUUUCAGCAAUAUUGCUAACUUGCAGCAACAGUUUUUACCAUUGGUCUCAAGAGUGGCUCGAAGGGAAAUAAUUAUCGAGCCUAUAGUUAUUAACGAAGUUCCAGACAGGAGGAGAGACAUAGUAUUUCUGAUCGAUGGCAGCUCUGCAGUUGGACAUCAAAACUUUUUGCGAUUCCGUGAAUUUAUCUUGAAAGUAGCUAACAAAUUUCAAAUUGGACCAAAUAACGUACGAAUUGCUGUGGUACAGUACAGCGAUGGUCCUAUCACUGAGUUUUACUUAAAUACCUACUCAACCAAAUCUGAGUUACAAGCCAAAAUAAAGGCACUGCGAUCAAGAGGUGGAUCAAAACUUAAUAUUGGAGCUGCCCUGCAAUUUGUCUUAAAAAACCAUUUUAUCGAAUCUGCAGGAAGUAGAAAAGAGGAAGGUGUUCCUCAAUUUCUAGUGCUUGUUGCCAAUAGACCAUCUACAGAUAGUUUUCGUAUCCCUGCACUUGAAUUGAAGCAAGCUGCUAUAAUGACUUUUGCCAUUGGAGUUGAUAAGGCAAAUCAAGCAGAGAUGCAGGACAUUGCAUUCCUCCCAGUUCUGGCAUUUCAAAUGGCCAACGUUGCAGAUUUACUCAAAAGGCAUAAAGAUGUGCAAUCAAAGUUAUCCUCACUUGGUCCUCCAACAGUGAUUACAGAACCUCCAACUGUCAUCGAAGUUGUAACAGAAGUAGUGAGCAAGAGAGACAUUGUGUUCCUUAUUGAUGGAUCAGCUAAUGUUGGAAGUACAUAUUUCCCUGUUCUCCGUGACUUUAUCGGCAACAUAAUUGAAGCCCUUAACAUUGGACCUGACCAAGUGCAAGUAGCCGUGGCGCAGUACAGUGAUGAUCCUCAAGUUGCUUUCUAUCUAAACAGUUACUCGAGAAAGGAUGAACUCCUAUCUCACGUCAAUGGGCUCCGACUGAAAGGCGGCAGGACUCUUAACACCGGUGCAGCAUUGGAGUACGUUAUUAACAACAUGUUCAGCAAGUUGACGGGAAGUAGGAAAGAGGAAGGCAUUCCCCAGAUAUUGGUGCUUGCCACAGCUGGGAAGUCUCAAGAUGAUGUGAAAGCAUCUGCACAAGCCUUGGCACAAGCAGGCAUUCUCACUAUUGCUGUUGGAAUCAACAAAGCAGAAGCAGCAGAGCUGCAGCGUAUUACAUUCAGUGAAAAUCUGGCUUAUCGAGUAAAUGACUUUAACGCCUUGGAUACUAUCCGACAAGCAGUGACGUCCUCUGCUAAACACCUGAUUUUUGGAGGAAUCACUGAAGUAACGACAGCUGUGAAAAGAGACAUUGUCUUCCUAAUCGAUGGCUCUCCAGGAAUGGGACAAUCAUUGCAUCAAGUCCUUGAGUUUCUAAGCAGAGUAAUCGAGAUGCUCAAUAUUGGACCUGACAAAGAUAAAGUUGCGGUGGUACAAUAUGGUACUGGCCAAAAGAUUGAGUUUGGACUUGAUGCUUACUCAACUAAAGAGGAGGUUCUGGAUGCAAUAAAAAAUCUUGAACCAAAUUCAAAAAAACCCCUCAACACUGGUGCUGCACUGGAUUUUGUCACAAGGAAUGUCUUUAGUGCCUCAGCGGGGAGCAGAAAAGAAGCUGGGGCCACACAAAUCCUGGUGCUCAUCGCUGCUGGGAAAUCCGCAGAUAAUGUUCAACCUUAUGCAGAUGCAGCAAAAAUGGCUAGAAUUGUGCCCAUUGCCAUUGGGGCCAAGAGUGCAGACACAUCGGAGCUGCAAAAGAUUGUGCUUGAUCCAACCUUUGUUUUAACAAUGAGAGACUUCCGAGAUCUAUCAACCAUUCAGCAGGAGCUGUUGUCCAAAAUGAGAACAGUGAUAAUUCAGGCAGUACCUGAAGAUGCUGUGAAGAGAGAUGUUGUGUUCCUUAUCGAUGGAUCAGAAAAUGUCAGAGUUGCUUUCCCUUCAGUUCAAAGAUUCAUUUCCAGAAUGGUCGAUAAUCUUGACAUUGGAAGUGACAAAGUCCGAGUUGGUGUGGUGCAGUACAGCGAUAAUCCCAGAGUCAACUUCUACUUGAACAGCUACACCACACCUCGGGAUGUGAAGGAUGCGAUAAACGGCCUCAAGCAAAUAGGAGGCCGCCGAGCCAACACUGGGGCAGCCUUGGACUAUGUCAAAAAUAACAUCUUCACUCAGUCUACGGGUGGCAGAGCAGAGGAAGGUGUCCCCCAGUUCCUGAUCCUUCUCACUGCCAGCAAGUCGUCUGAUGAUGUUGGUCAGGCAGCAUUGGCUCUGAAAGAGGCCGGUGUAGCACCAUUCAGUAUCGGCUCGGGAAGUGCAGAUGACCGUGAGCUCCAACAAAUUUCUCUGUCCCCUAGUUUUGUUUUCAAGGUUAAUGACUUGCAGAAUGUGGAAACACUCCAACAACAUCUGGAGUCACCUUUAACUACACUGAGCAAAGAACUGAUAACUAGAAUUCCGAUAACUGGACAUGUUGAUGCUGUUAAGAGAGAUAUUGUGUUCCUUCUUGAUGAAUCGGACAAAGUCAGAGGUGCUUUCCCUUCAGUUCAAAGAUUCAUUUCCAAAGUGGUCGAUAAUCUUGACAUUGGAAGUGACAAAGUCCGAGUUGGUGUGGUGCAGUACAGCGAUAAUCCCAGAGUCAACUUCUACUUAAACAGCUACACCACACCUCAGGAAGUGAAGGAUGCGAUAAACGGACUCAGGCAAAUAGGAGGCCGUCGAGCCAACACUGGGGCAGCCUUGAACUAUGUCAAAAAUAACAUCUUCACUCGGUCUGCGGGUAGCAGAGCAGAGGAAGGUGUCCCCCAGUUCCUGAUCCUUCUCACUGCCAGCAAGUCGUCCGAUGAUGUUGGUCAGGCAGCGUUGGUUCUGAAAGAGGCCGGUGUAGCACCUUUCAGUAUCGGCUCAGGAGAUGCAGAUGACCGUGAACUCCAACAGAUUUCACUGUCCCCUAAUUUUGUUUUCAAGGUUAAUGACCUGCGGAAUGUGGAAACCCUCCAACAACGUCUGGAGUCACCUUUAACUACACUGAGCAAAGAACUGAUAACUGAAAUUCCGAUAAUUGUACCUGAUGUUACAGAAGCAGACAGGAGAGAUGUUGUGUUCCUUGUUGAUGGAUCAGAGAGAGUCAGAGGUGCUUUCCCUUCUGUUCAAAGAUUCAUUUCCAAAGUGGUCAAUAAUCUUGACAUUGGAAGUGACAAAGUCCGAGUUGGUGUGGUGCAGUACAGCGAUAAUCCCAGAAUCAACUUCUACUUGAACAGCUACACCACACCUCGAGAAGUGAAGGAUGCGAUUAACGGCCUCAGGCAAAUAGGAGGCCGUCGAGCCAACACUGGGGCAGCCUUGGACUAUGUCAAAAAUAACAUCUUCACUCGGUCUGCGGGUGGCAGAGCAGAGGAAGGUGUCCCCCAGUUCCUGAUCCUUCUCACUGCCAGCAAGUCGUCUGAUGAUGUUGGUCAGGCAGCGUUGGCUCUGAAAGAGGCCGGUGUAGCACCAUUCGGUAUCGGCUCAGGAAGUGCAGAUGACAGUGAGCUCCAACAAAUUUCUCUGUCCCCUAGUUUUGUUUUCAAGGUUAACGACCUGCGGAAUGUGGAAACACUCCAACAACGUCUGGAGUCACCGUUAACAACACUGGACAAAGUUCAGAUAAUCCAACUCCAUAAAAAGAGUUUGGGAGAUGCUGCUAGGAGAGAUAUUGUGUUCCUUGUUGAUGAGUCGGACAAAGCUAAAGAUGCUUUUCCAUCGGUUCAGAGAUUAAUUUCUAACGUUGUCGACAAUCUUGAUGUUGAAGGUGAUAAAGUCCGAGUUAGUGUUACAAAGUUCAGUGAAGAUCCCAGAAUUGACUUCCUCUUAAACACGUUUACAACAAAAGAUGAGGUGAAGAGAGCAAUAGGAGACCUCAAGUGUAAAGGAGGCAGACGAGCCAACACUGGCAAAGCUUUGGACCAUGUCAAAAAGAAUGUGUUCAAUAUUUCAGCAGGAAGCAGAGCACAGGAUAAUGUGCCCCAGUUCUUGGUCCUAAUCACUGCCAGCAAGUCGUCCGAUGAUGUUGGUCAGGCAGCAUUAGCUCUGAAAGAGGCUGGUGUAGCACCUUUCAGUAUAGGCUCAGGAGACGCGGAUGACCGUGAGCUCCAACAGAUUGCACUGUCCCGUAGUUAUGUUUUCAAGGUUAAUAAUCUACGGAAUGUGGAAACAGUUCAACAGCAACUUCGCUCACCACUAACAACGUUGACUAAGACUCAAAUAAGCCAAAUCAUACAAGAUGCUCCUAAAGUUGUGGAUCCUGCCAAGAAAGACAUUGUGUUCCUGAUUGAUGGAUCCAGCAGCGUUGGAUCUCAGCAAUUUGCCCACCUUCGCGAUUUUCUCAUCAGCAUAGUUAGAAGCCUCGAUGUUGGACCCAACAAGGUCCGAGUUGGUUUGGCACAAUACAGCAACACUCCAAAAACAGAGUUUCUGUUGAAACAACACAUGAAUAAAGGCAGCCUUCAAGACGCUAUCAGGCGAAUUAGGCCGGGAGGUGGGUCUCCACUUAACACUGGCAGAGCGUUGGACUUUGUUUUGAAAAAUCACUUCACAAGAUCAGCAGGAAGCAGACAGCAUGAAGGUGCUCCCCAGUAUCUGAUAGUUAUUACUGGAGACUCUUCUAGAGAUGAUACCCGCCCUUAUUUAGGCAUAUUAAAAAGUUCAGGAAUUAAUGUUUUCAGUGUGGGAGGAAGGAAUGUGGAUCCAGAUGAACUUGAACGAAUCACAACUCUUCCUUAUGCUACUUACAAAGUAAAUAACUUCCAAGAUCUGGAAGGUGUGCAAGACAAACUGAUCCUGCGUUUGUUGAUGGAUGACCCUACAUUAUAUCGACCAGAACCUCCCACUGCAGCUUUGCCACAGAAAAGAGCCGAUAUUGUAUUUCUCUUGGAUGGAUCCAUUAACAUUGGACGACAGAAUUUCCCCCGUCUCACAGAGUUUGUCUCCAGUGUAGUUGAUGCUAUCUAUGUUGAUGAUGGAUCAAUCCAGGUGGGAGUUGUCCAGUACAAUUCCGAUGUGAAUGAUGAAUUUUUCUUCAAUGCUUACCGAUCAAGAGCUGACGUCCUCGAAGCUAUUCAGAAUAUUCAGUUCAAGGGAGGCAGGUCACUAAACACUGGAGCAGCCUUGAGACAUGUUAAAAACAACCACUUUGUUAAAUCAGCAGGAAGUAGGAUUGAAGAUGGAGUCCCACAACUCGCUUUCCUGCUAAUCGGGGGCAAGUCAAACGAUGACGCAGUAGCUGCUGCAAGGGAGCUAAAGGCAGCUCGAUUCAAAAUCUUCACUGUGGGAAUGCAGGAUGCAGACAUUCAGGAGAUCUCUGACAUCGCAAGUGAACAAGCUGGAGUUUUCAGAGUGGCUGACAUGAACACGCUGUCUGAAUUGACCGAGCAAGUGUUAUUAGCCACAACUGAUGUCAUAGAAGGUGAACUGUGCCCGAAAACGGUUGAUGUUGUAAAAGAUUGCGGUAUUGAUGUUUUGCUUGGAUUUGAUGUCAGUAGCGUUGGAUUAGAAAACGAUGUUUUUGUGACACAGAGAGGUUUCCUGCCCAAAGCAGGAAACAUACUCCAGAGAAUUUCACAGUUGAAAUCUAUGAGCUGCACUGGCACAAUGUCACCCAAAGUAAGAGUUGGAGUCACAGUUUUUGAUGAACGUGGCCAAAGACAUGUCAUUGAUUUGGUCGACUAUCACCCCGGAAUAAUGGCUCAGUUCAGCGAUCUAAGAAGUUCUGGCCCGUAUGUCUUGAAUACUGGAACAUUCGAUGCAUACAGGGACACCUUUCAAUCUGACAGUUCUAAUCGUGUAAAGGUAAUUAUCCAUUUCACUGAUGGCAUAGAUGACAACUUUUCUCAAUUAAAAAGUCAGGCCAUAAAGCUACGGAGAGAAGGUAGUGUACAUGCACUGAUCAUUGUAUCUUUAGAAGCACCAAUGGGGUUUGAGGAAGUUUCGUUAUUGGAAUUUGGGCGAGGAUUUAGGUACAGGCGACCUCUGUCAAUCACACAGAUGGAUUUAGAAUAUGAACUAGCAGAAGAACUCGAUAAUAUUGCAGAGAGAGUGUGUUGUGAUGUAUCAUGUAAGUGCGCUGGUCAAGUAGGAGACAGAGGAACUCAGGGAUUACGUGGAGUUAAGGGUUUACUAGGACCUAAAGGUAUUAUGGGUCACCCGGGUGAUGAAGGUGCACCAGGUGAAAGAGGUCCACCAGGUAUAAAUGGAACUCAAGGGUUCCAAGGAUGUCGAGGACAGAGCGGAAUUAAGGGUAGCCGUGGAUAUCCAGGCGAGAAGGGUCAACUGGGUGAAAUUGGUCUUGAUGGAAUAGAUGGGGAACAGGGUAAAAAUGGAGCAGCAGGACCACCAGGAGAAAGAGGCAACUUGGGAGAAUCAGGAGUGAAAGGAAUGAAAGGUGGAAAAGGAGAAAGGGGUGAUCUUGGCUAUCGAGGUGACCCGGGUGAACCAGGACUCACGAAUAUUCAGAAAGGAGACAAAGGGCAGAGGGGUGACAUGGGCUUGGUGGGAGAAACUGGUGCCAGUGGCCGUCCAGGAUCACCUGGAGCAAGUGGGCGCAGGGGAACUCAAGGCCGCAGAGGACCACCAGGAGCAAGAGGUUCAAAAGGCAAUCGAGGAACGCGUGGACCUCCAGGAGUUGCAGGGUUUAGAGGACCACAAGGCGAACCUGGAAGCUCUGGAAUCCCAGGCCGAGAAGGUGCAAAUGGCAUUCGAGGACCAAGGGGACCUGCUGGUUCUGCUGCACCUCCUGGUGCAAGAGGCGGACAAGGACAAAAUGGACGAAAGGGUGAAACUGGAAAUCCUGGUGAAAAGGGUGAAAUUGGACCAACAGGUCCACGUGGAGAAAUGGGUGAGGAUGGAAGAACUGGCACUGGCGUUACUGGACUUAAAGGCAGAAAGGGUGAGCGAGGCCCUGUUGGACCCCUUGGUCAAAAGGGUGAAAUCGGAGACGAUGGUACUCCAGGGAAAGAUGGGAUUAAAGGAAAUCGAGGUCAAAGGGGCUAUUCAGGACCUCCUGGUGAUGGUGGAAUGAAAGGAGAAGCAGGUUUUCCAGGCCCACAGGGUCCAAAGGGAGAGAGAGGACGAUCCGUAGAGACAUGCAGCCUUGUAAAGCAGAUUAAAGAGUCAUGCCCAUGUUGUUACGGUUCAACAGAGUGCCCUGCAUAUCCGACUGAGCUGGCCUUUGUGAUCGAUACUUCCAACACGAAAACCGCCAAUCAGCUCAACCAGAACAAGAACGCGAUCCUCAACAUAGUUCGCAAUCUGACCAUAGUGGAAAGCAACUGCCCAAAGGGAGCUCGUGUCGCCGUUUUGACAUACAACAGUGGUAUAGUCACUGAAAUCCGUUUCAGCAGUGCCAGGAACAAGCGAGACCUUAUCACACAGAUUGAAAAUCUGCAGUUUGUGCCUUCGAGGAAGGAAUCCAGCAUUGCUGAUGCAAUGAGUUUUGCAGCAAGGAACACAUUCAAACGUGUGCGGAGUGGCUUUUUGAUUAGAAAGGUGGCGAUAUUCUUCAGUGACGGUCAGACAAAACCUAAAGAGCUGAAUGAUGCUAUAACAAAACUCGCAAAUGAGAAUAUCAUCUCCGUCUACCUUUCUCCUAGAGAGGAUAAUGUACUCACGAGGGCACUGCAGAGAAAUGAUGCUGGGCUUUCACAAUUCUUCGUUUUCCGCAAUGACAAUGCAACACUCAGUAAGGUGAUGGCAUGCCACGUUUGUUUAGAUUUUUGUGAUCCGAACGCAAUCUGUGAUGCCAGAUUUUUCCGAAGCAAAAGAUCGACAAAGCCCACUGAUACAGACCUAGAUGUUGCAUUCAUCAUGGAAAGCUCUGAAACCAUCAGCCCAAACCAGUUUGUAGAGAUAAAGAGAUAUAUUUCUUAUGUGACAGAUCACUUGGAGAUUAGUACAGAGCCUUUAACAUCAAACCAUAAGGCCAGAAUUGCUGUAGUACAACAUGCACUGUACGAUUCUCAGAAGAAUAAUAGAUUGGAGCGAGUGAAAGUAGAUUUGUCCCUCACUGACUACAACUCCAGUACGUACAUCAGAGAAUACAUCCACAACAGGAUGACUCAGCUGGAAGGGACAAGAGCAACAGCACACGCGGUCGAAUGGACCAUCAAAAAUAUUUUUGAAAAAGCAGUUCAACCAAGGCAACUCAAGCUCAUUGUUCUCAUAACCACAGGAAAUCUCCCAGAAGCUGAGAGAGAAAGGCUGGCGGCAGUUGUCACUGAAGCCAAGUGCAAAGGCUUCUUCUUUGUUAUAUUCAAUGUUGUCAAGAAAUCUAUCGAAAAUAAUCUCAUUUACCUGGCAAGUGCCCCUCAAGACGUGUACUUCAGGCCAAUUAAUGACUUCUCAGAACUCCACAAUGAAGAAUUACUCAGGUUUGGACGACAACUCCCCAAGUACAUCAAUGCUGAGAAUAGUCUUCACUUGCCUCCUGAACUGCAGAAACAUUGCGGAUUAUUCCAAAGUGACCAGCCCAGCAAUGAAGCUUUAGGAGAGUCCCACAAACAGGACACAAAAGACGUGCCGGCUGCUUCAAAAAAACUCAAGGGCUUGGAAUUAUCGAGCUUCAGUGUCACAGAAGACAGCAUUGUCCUACACAUGGCCCAGACUGAACCUCAACACAUUAAUAAUUAUGAGGUUACAGUGGUCAAAGUGAGCGAGAACCUUCUUGUGUUGAAGAUAAAUGUCAGUGAUCCUGUGAUCGUGCUAAGAGAUCUGGAAGAUGGGGAGCAAUAUGAUAUAAUUGUGAUAGGAUUCUAUCAGUCCAAGGCAAAAUCUAUUUACAAUGGAACUUUUACAACCAAAAAAUCCCCAGAAAAAAACAUCCAAACCACAGCUACCCUCAAGGCUAUGGAACCAUUAGAGCACCCAGAAACAGAUCGGUGCAUGCUGGAUUUUGACGCUGGAUCGCAGUGCUUAGAGUAUAGUGCAAAAUGGUUCUUUGACAGCAAAAACAACAUCUGCACUCAGUUCUGGUAUGGCGGCUGUGACGGUAAUGGUAAUAGGUUUGACACAGAAGCUGAGUGCAUUACAGAAUGCACAAAAACAAUACUAGAAGAAAACAUAUCAGAACCCAAGCCUGCUGGAAUCACAUUAUCAGUUAAAGAUAUAUGUCAACUACAUCGGGAUGAAGGAAAUUGCCGAAAUUUUUCCCUUAAGUGGUACUAUGAUGUAAAGACUAAAAUGUGCACACGGUUCUGGUAUGGUGGAUGCAAUGGCAAUGCAAACAGGUUCAAUACACAGGAUGAAUGUACCAAGGCAUGUGCUGAAGGACGGAUUCAAACCAGAAUGGUAACUACAAUGGGAACGUAAGUGAAAUGGAGACAAGGCCCUACAUAUACCUCUGAUCGGAGCCAGCGUCUACAGGCUGCCAUCAAUCCCAGUAUGUUAAGGGUUAAACAGAUACCUUGCACUGUAUUUCUAAUUGCUUUCAAUAAUCAAAUGUUGAAGAGGUUGAAAUCUUUUAAAGCUGCAUGUUAUAAUGGUGCUAAACUUUGAAUCUGGGUGCUAACUUUGUGCGGACGUAAUGUGUCCACUUUCGCAUACAUAGACAUCUAUACAGCUUGUUUCUCUUGUCUGUCUGUUUUACAUUUUUUCAUACUUAAUAUGAAUAUUUCUAACCUUUACAACACUUUAUUGUAAAAAAAAUUGUAAGUGACUAAGUGGCACUACAACGCUUUUUUUAUAUAAAUACAUGAUUUACACGGAACAAAAUCUUAUACAAAUCACUUUGGGAUAAAAUUAUAUUAAAACAAGCUUAAUUGUAUGUAUAUGCUUUGAACAUUUUUUAAAGGAGGGUGAAUUAUUGCAGUGUUAGUUCACUAGCUGAAAUGAGAUACAUACCCACGAGUCAUGUAAAAAUUCAACAUGUGGAUACUCAAUUGCAAAAGUAAUCUAAAAAAAACUUCUUUUCAUUCAAAGUUUUUCAGUGCGAUUUUAAAAGAGUUACUCUAUCUUGUUAAAAUUUCUCCCCAUUCUGGCUCUCAUGAGGAAACAUUGUAAUUUUAACGUACUUUGUAAACGUUUCUAAUUUUGGAAUUGUAAUAGAUUAUGUACAGAUAUGCAAUUUCCAAUCGUGUGAGCUAUUUGGCACCUUGAAAAGACAACACAAGAACCCUUUUAGGAAUACUACUGGGAUUACACUUUAAUCUAGAUGAUUUUCAAUUCCUAGGCUAUAAAGUAUCAAUCAUUUGUAAUGUGUUGUAUUUUUAUGACAAUGUUAAAUUGUAUGACUUUAAUAAAGAUAGAAAUGAAAAACUUUCUAAUAAAAUGGUUCUUAAAUUUGAAAA